AUAAGAAACGGAGGUUAAAGCUCGGGCAUGGCCAGGUCCUUCAGAUGGCGACGUGCUAUCAAACUGAAACUCUCUCUCUCUCUCUCUCUCUCUCUCUCUCUCUCUCCUUUCUCUGUUCUUAUAAACAAUUUGUUCUUCAACGCCGUUCCUUGAAGCAAUUUCUCAUGAACUAUUAAUGGGAGCUGUCUCUUUCUUUUCCGCCCUGAUAGAAACUCCAAUCGCAAGUAAACUCUCUCUUUCUCUCCCAACAACGACUCUCUAAGACCAUCCACCUAUCUCUACUACCUCCACCUUUCUCAAUUAAACAAACAAUGCCCGUGCUCCUUUUUGUUUUCUAUUGGGGCAUUUCAUCGAACACCUUCCCUGCUUUCUCUUUGCUUCAUGAUCUGUAGCCAUCUUACGGGAUUUUAGUAGAUCUGAGAGAGAUAAACUGAAAUAUGUGUAAUUGGAGCUUGGUUUUACUUGGGUUUCUCCAUCUAAUCUUGAGUAUUGAUGGUCAACGAACUGAACGAAUAUCAGGUAGUGCAGGAGAUGUAUUAGAUGAUGAUCCAGUUGGAAGAUUGAAAGUUUUUGUUUACGAAUUACCAAGCAAAUACAACAAGAAGAUUCUGCAGAAAGAUCCAAGAUGUCUCACUCACAUGUUUGCUGCAGAGAUCUACAUGCAUAGGUUUCUAUUAUCUAGCCCAGUUAGAACCCUCAAUCCUGCAGAAGCUGAUUGGUUCUAUGCCCCUGUAUACACCACUUGUGACCUCACACCAAACGGCCUUCCUUUACCAUUCAAAUCACCUCGAAUGAUGAGGAGCGCUAUACAACUUAUAUCAUCUAAUUGGCCAUACUGGAAUAGGACCGAAGGUGCUGAUCACUUCUUCAUAGUGCCCCAUGAUUUCGGGGCAUGUUUUCACUACCAGGAAGAAAAAGCCAUUGAAAGGGGAAUACUUCCAUUACUACGACGUGCUACAUUGGUUCAGACUUUUGGGCAGCGGAAUCAUUUUUGCCUAAAAGAUGGAUCAAUAACAAUUCCUCCAUAUGCCCCUCCUCAGAAAAUGCAAUCCCAUCUCAUCCCUCCCGAUAUUCCCCGCUCCAUUUUCGUCUACUUCCGAGGAUUGUUUUACGAUGUAGGAAAUGAUCCUGAAGGCGGUUACUAUGCAAGGGGUGCCCGAGCUUCAGUUUGGGAAAACUUCAAAAACAAUCCUCUUUUUGACAUCUCAACAGAACAUCCCACAACUUACUACGAAGACAUGCAACGAGCCAUUUUUUGUUUGUGUCCACUCGGGUGGGCCCCAUGGAGUCCGAGGCUAGUUGAGGCUGUGGUCUUUGGUUGCAUCCCGGUUAUAAUAGCAGACGAUAUAGUCUUACCUUUUGCUGAUGCCAUUCCAUGGGAAGAAAUAGGCGUGUUUUUGGAUGAGAAAGAUGUGCCUAAUCUAGACACCAUCCUAACUUCAAUCCCUACUGAGGUAAUUCUUAGAAAGCAAAGAUUGCUUGCUAACCCUUCGAUGAAACAGGCUAUGUUGUUUCCACAACCAGACCAGCCGGGGGAUGCUUUUCAUCAGAUUUUGAAUGGGCUUGCUCGAAAAUUGCCACAUGAUCAAGGCGUUUUCUUGAAACUGGGGCAUAAAUUGUUGAACUGGACGGCAGGCCCUGUUGCUGACCUCAAACCCUGGUAGAAUGUAUGUACUAUGUAUAGUUAUUGGUUCUCUAAUAAGGACAUUGUAUUCUUUUGAAUGUGUUGUAUGUCUGUUGUAAUGAAGAAGCUCAUUAUCAGUAAAUAUGUAAAGAUUGGAUCCAUUAGCAUUCCUGCAGGGAUAUUAUGGGCUUUUGUAGUUUUUU
This is a messenger RNA of Impatiens glandulifera, 1827 nucleotides long. Its product is annotated as probable beta-1,4-xylosyltransferase IRX10L. Bases 438 to 1664 code for a protein of 408 amino acids. Lineage: Eukaryota; Viridiplantae; Streptophyta; Magnoliopsida; Ericales; Balsaminaceae. Gene Ontology annotation, molecular function: 1,4-beta-D-xylan synthase activity; glucuronoxylan glucuronosyltransferase activity. Gene Ontology annotation, biological process: glucuronoxylan biosynthetic process; plant-type secondary cell wall biogenesis. The record is from RefSeq and is a predicted model, not a curated record. The transcript has 4 exons.